UUCGCAAUGAAUAUUCAUUCCAGACCAAUGAGGUUUUGUUGCUGUCUACUAUCACGGUGUUUGGCUGUGUAUGCUGUUAGCUAACGCGGGUUUGUAGCAGAAAUGUGAGGAAGAUGGCGACGUUGAAAGAGGAACAAUGUUACGGGCUUUCUUGUGGUAGACUGAGUAAUGGCAGCAACACGUCGAUAUUUCACGUCAAACUCACUGACAGCGCGCUCAGAGCCAUCGAGAGCUAUCAAAGUAGCAAGGGAUCAACUGCCCAUCCUUCCAUUCGUUUCACUGGAAACCAAGGGAAAAUCUCUAUCCCUCAUGGCAAGACCUCGGAAGAAUAUGUGACAUUCACCUUCUACCUGUCCCGCAUUGGGCGGGACAACCCUCAGGGAAGCUUCGACUGCAUCCAGCAGUGCGCAACAUGUGAUGGAGCUGUUGAGCUGGACUGCCUGGGCGGGAUCCAGGACAAGCUCACGGUGAACGCCACGGACGACUCCUAUCAGAAGGCCCGGCAGAACAUGGCCCAGGCCGAGGAGGAGACGCGGCGGCGGGGGGCCAUCGUCAUCAAGCAGCGGGGCCGAUACAUCAGCAAAAGAGUCCAGAUCCGUAAGCCACCGGCGAGCCUGACUGAUGUGGUUGCCCCCUCCCGGCGCGUGUCGCGACCUGUGCUCAUAUCCAACAGCAGCAGCCAGAGGCGCCUCGGCGCCCUCGCACGGCCCAACCAGGAGAAGGUGGCGGGGCUGCCCCUGCGUGAGCGACUCACCCACCUGCUGGCACUCAAGACCUACCGCAAGGCCGAGCUGAUUGUGCGGCUGCAGCGAGAUGGCCUGUCCCCUGAGGACAGGGAAUCUCUGGAUGGCCUGCUGUUGCAGGUGGGCCACCUCAGUGAGAAAGACAACACGUUCACACUAAAGGACGCCCUGUUGAAUGACGUGCAGAGAGACUGGCCUGGCUACACGGAGGGAGACCGGCAGCUCCUGAAGAGGAUCCUUAUCACCAAGAGCAGGAAGUUAGGUCAGGCCCAGAGUCUCCUGUCAUCAUCGGCAACAGCGGAAGAAACGAGAAGUCCACAGAGGGAGCAGGCCAGCUCCUCACCCUCACAGAAGCGGCCAGUGCCUGACUACAUUGACCCUUUAGCCAAUAAGAAGCCCAGGAUAUCCCACCUGGCGAGCCGAGCCCAGGCUCAGCCGAAUGGCGGGCUGUCGCGAGAGAGAGAGGCCAGCCCUGUCUCCACAGCGACCGAGUCCCGUCUCCCCAGGCUGGAACUCCCGCAGCCGUGCGAGCCUCUGUCGGACAUGAGCAGCGACUCUGCGCCCAACAGCCGAGACAGCGAGGGCUCUGACGCCACCGCUGCCACCACCACCACUAGUGUGGCCGACAGGCUCGGGCACAGUUCGGCUGUCUCCACGGCAACGCACCCCUCCCUCCCCCUGCAUCCACCCUGCCAGCCCACUGCGGCCACACCCACCCCUGCUCGCAAGAGCCGCAAGAAGUCCAGAAAGAACAAAGAGAGGGGCCGAGAGAGUGGACGGACGAAAGACCGGAAUAGAGGGAGGGAGAGGAACCGAGAGAGCGGACUGACAGAAGACCGGACUAGAGAGGGGGAGAGGGACGCAGAGGCCAAUGUUGAGGACACGGGGAGCGGCAAUCAGGGGAGAAGCCCAGCAGAUGUCAACGGCACAUAUGAACACUCGGGAGUUGCCACAGGAACAUUGGACUCUGAAGACUAUUUAAGGAGCUACAGAACGAUUGUUUCCCAUGAGCAGCGUCAGAGGUACAAGAACGAGUUCAAUGUGGAGUAUAACGAGUACCGGGCCCUGCACGCCCGCAUUGAGGGCGUGACGCGCCAGUUCACCGUGUUGGAAACCCAGCUCAAAGAGCUGCAGCAGGGCACCAACCAGUAUAAGACCAUUCACAACCAGAUACUUCAAGAGUAUCGCAAAAUAAAAAAGUCUAAUCCAAACUACAGCCAGGAUAAGAACCGUUGUGAAUACCUACACAACAAACUUGCACACAUAAAGAAAACCAUUGCAAAGUAUGAUCACAAGCAGCUGUAACACAUUUGCACAUCGUCAGAUGUUAUCUUUAAACAGACUGGUUCCCAAGGAGCCAAGAAGUGGACAGUCAUCCAGUAGAGUGUCCAGGCUUGUUCACUGGUUAACCGGAGACGUCGUUGCUGACUGGAGUAUGUUGGAGCACACACAAUAAAAAGCAGGACCUUUUCUGCCCCGUGUGAGUUUUUGUUUGCUUGGUAUUUGUUUGUUUAAAGGGUUGAUCUGUUUGUUAAAAUAGAGAUCUGAUGACCCAAAGACGCAAAAAAUGUCUCUGAUGCAAGCGCACUGUUUUAUCGCGGUGAAGUGCUGUUGGGUUGACUGAAGAACUGAACAUGGCAUUACACUGUUACUCCCUCACGCUGAAUGACCAAUGUUUGCUGCAGAGAUUUACAGACUGUCCCGUGUCGAAUCACAAUCAGUGAUGGAUCCUUGCACAUGGAUUUUACUAAGUGCUAGAAUAAGAAACCAUUCAGCCAGCAUGUAUUGUCAGACUAUUACUUCGGUGUAUUAUAUUUUCUGUGUUUUAAUUUAUUGUUUUGUUUGGGGGGGGGGGGGGGGGUAAUUCUGCAGAAGUGUUCUCUGUUCCCUCAUGGGUCUGCAGACUCUGCACACUCCCCGGUUGUAUAAAAUAAAAUGCAUCAUCUUAAGUCCUACUAGUAAAUUACAUCACAAACUUACGGUAGAUUUCCUGACCUGCUGCCCGUGGUGGAGGGGACAUUUGUUUUUCAGAGGGCAUGUUCGUUCUGUUUUGAGAGCCGGGCCUGCUGAGUUUUGUGCAGCUCUGCUGGAACAGUAAAAAAAUCUCCAGCUGAAGUGGACAGCAAUCAGAGCGAUACGCUGAAAACUACCACUGAUCACUCAAGAAUUGAUCUUUUUGGACCCAAUGCUCAUAAUUACAACUGGAUCUUUAGAUUAGUCUGAAUUCUUAAGCACAGUUUGCGGCUAAUUGCGUGAAACAGUUCCGACCUAGUGUGUGUUUGACAGUGGCUGAGAUUCGGCCCAUUCCAAUGUCCCUCUAAGAAGUGUGUGUACCAUUUGAGCAGUGGGUUCAUAUAGCAUAUAUCCUAUCGGUCAGACGCAGGCCCUUUUUGUAUUAAGCAUCUGCUCCCCAUGGCUCUGACCAGUGCAGUCUCUCUUGGUGUUCUCCGAAAACAAACCAUUACAGCAUUGAGACCCACAGAAAUUCUGUCUCGUCAGUAUCAUGCCAUCUCUGUUCUCAAAAUUGUUGUGCCAUAACAUGUUUUUUUUUUUUUUUUUUAAGCAUUGUUGUGGAACACCUCCAAGUUGAUGUUGCGUGCACUACACUGGCACAUCCGAGGGAGGCUGUGUUGCAUGCUGAAUUACUGCCUCAGCUGUUCAGUACAUUGAAAUUAAACUUCAGCACUUUGGAAACUUUUA
Molecule: messenger RNA, 3443 nt
Organism: Clupea harengus (Atlantic herring)
Lineage: Eukaryota; Metazoa; Chordata; Actinopteri; Clupeiformes; Clupeidae
Product: RNA polymerase II elongation factor ELL-like
Exons: 12
Coding region: 114-2048 (644 amino acids)
Biological process (GO): snRNA transcription by RNA polymerase II; positive regulation of transcription elongation by RNA polymerase II; transcription elongation by RNA polymerase II
Cellular component (GO): transcription elongation factor complex
Molecular function (GO): cis-regulatory region sequence-specific DNA binding
Source: RefSeq, a predicted model, not a curated record